CUACGGAGGACAGCUAUCCUACAAAAGUAUGCACUUGACUCCUUUCACUUUGAGUGCUUUACUCGCCUCCUUCCACAAGGUUGAACUGCUCAAUCUGAACGGCCUGCAGAUAGUGGAGAUCGAUACGAACGCGUUCGCUUACGCGCACACAAUACAGAAGCUGUACAUGAGAUUCAAUGUGAUUCGAUAUUUGCCACCGCACGUGUUUCAGAACGUCCCACUGCUCACGGUGCUUAUGCUGGACCGGAACGAUUUAUCCAGCCUGCCACGCGGAAUCUUCCACAACACACCCAAGCUCACCAUGCUGUCGAUGUCAAACAACAACCUGGAGCGCAUCGAAGACGAAACUUUCCAAGCGACUACAGCGCUUCAAAAUCUUCAACUGUCCAGCAACAGGCUUACGCAUGUUGACCUUGCUCUCAUUCCCAGUCUCUUCCACGUCAACGUCAGUUACAACCUGCUCUCAACGCUUGCCAUACCGAUCGCGGUCGAAGAACUAGACGCAUCGCACAAUAGCAUCAACGUCGUACGCGGGCCCGUCAACGUGGAGUUGACCAUUCUGAAGCUGCAACACAACAACUUGACUGACACUGCCUGGCUGCUGAAUUAUCCUGGACUGACCGACGUGGAUCUUUCCUACAACCAGUUGGAGAUAAUAACGAUCCACCACUUUGUCACCAUACAGCGCUUGGAGCGUCUGUACGUCUCCAACAACCGCCUUGUAGCGCUCGACUUUUACGGCCGACCCAUCCCAACGCUCAAAGUGCUCGAUCUAUCGCACAACCAUUUGAUGUGGGUGGAACAUAAUCAGGCGCAGUUUGAUAAACUUCAGUACCUUUAUCUCGACCACAACUCCAUCGUGACCUUUAAGCUUAGCACCAGUCAUACGCUAAAGAAUCUUACACUAUCGCAUAAUGACUGGGAUUGUAACAGUUUACGUGCACUUUUCAGAAACGUAGCCCAACCUGCAGUACACGAUGCUGACCAGCACUGCAAGAUCGACUAUCACCUAGAGCAUGGUCUCUGCUGCAAAGAAAGUGACAAGCCGUAUCUGGACCGGCUAUUACAGUACAUCGCCCUGACGAGCGUGGCGGAAAAGUUGCAGCGUACACAGGAACGCUGCAGUACCGCAGAUGCCAUCAACAGCCUGCAGAGUCUGUACCACUUCAUCAAACAGCAGGGUGGUGUGCCACUGCAGGGUAACGAACAGCUCGAGGCCGAAGUCAACGAGCUGAGGGCUGAGGUGCAGCAGCUAACCAACGAGCAGAUACAACAGGAGCAGCUGCUGCAGGGGCUACACGCCGAGAUCGAUACCAAUCUGCGACGGUACCGCCUGUCCAAGGAUGAACUAGCGCGCCCGAGCGAAAAUCUAAAUAAAGUGUUUACCCAUCUCAAGGAGCGGCACGCGUUUAAGUUGCGCGAAACGCAGGCACGCCGCACGGAAGCGGAUGCUAAGCAGAAGGAAACGGAGGACCUGGAACAGGAAAACAUUGCACUCGAGAAGCAGUUGGAUAAUAAGAAUACAAUGCAGAUUCUGCUGAGACAGCUGACGUUGCUGAAGCGUCAACAAAUAAAGCAAUUACUCGCAAAGCUCAGCAAACACAGACCCAUCGCAAGCGAGGCCGGUAAGUGUAUCGAAUCGCCGUUACCGAUCCAGUUCGUGACGCUCGAGCCAGUGCGCCGGUACGGUGAGACGAAGACCGGCAAGUACCAGCUCGGACCACCGUUUGCGCUCAUGCUGGCCAGCUGGCCAGCUUCCCUUCCCACACUGGGUGACUGUCGCCGGGGCCACCGGAUCGACCCGUGGGCAACUGCUACCCACCCAGUAACAUGCCCGUGCUUCAGCCGAGCAGACGCGCGCGAACCGAGUGAAGCGAUGCAGCCGUACUUGGUGGACCAACGGCGAUCGGGCGUACUGCACCGGUGGGUACCGCUGGUGCUGCUCGUGUUCGGUGCGAAACUGUCCCUCGAGAUGGCCCGCGGCGAGAUAGUGAUCUGUAACUACGAAAAGUUCCACCUGUUCGACAGCAUGUACCGGCCGCGGACGGACAACUUCUGCGUGUUUAACGACGUGUACCUCGGCAGUGACGUGAAGGGGGCCGACUUUCUGGCCAGCAGCCUCGACUAUCGGCGGGUCGCGUUCGCCAACUCCAAGUUCCCGCAGGUGCCGCCGUCGCUGUUCAAGAACUUUGACGACAUCCGGGAGCUGUACGUGCGGCGGUGCUCGCUCGAGUCGCUCAAGAUUACCCGCCUGCUCGAGAAGGUGUACGCCGGGGGCAAUCGGAUCGCGAGCGUGCAGCUAGAUGGGAAUGCGUCCAACAGCUUGCGCGAGCUGUACCUGGACGGCAACCGGCUGCAGGGGCUCGCCAACCUGACCAACCUGCCCGCGCUCGAGGUGCUCGUGCUGGAGAACAAUCCGCUGCUCGGCAAUGUGGACUUCGGUCAGUUCGGCCGGAUGGAGCGGCUGUGGAAGCUCGACCUCGAGCGGAUCGGCAUGAGCCGGAUCAGCAACGGGCUGAAGCGACCGCUGGCCGAGCUGCGCCGGCUCGACCUGUCGAACAAUGCGCUCACCUACGUGCACGUGCGCAUGUUCCGGACGUUUCCGAAGCUGGAGCAUCUGUGGCUGCACGGCAACCGGCUGUACUACAUGGAGGCGGACCAGGUGCGCACGGUGAUGCCGUCCAUCCGCAGCAUCGUCAUCGACGACAACCGGUGGGGCUGCGGGCAUUUGGCGGCGCUCGGCAAGCAGCUGCGCGAUCGGGGCAUCAUCAUCCGGCACGGCGACUGCCGGGCGGAGCGGGCCGUCCAUCGCGUAUGCUGCUCGGACGAGACGGACGUGGUCGACAUGCGGUACCUGAUCGAGAUGGGCAUCCGACACGAGACGCACUUCCAGCAGGAGGUGCGCGAGCUGCGGGCGGAAAACGAUAUGCUGCGGCGAGAUUUGGAGCGACUCGGCAGCCGGCUCGGAGAGCUGAUGGCGAACCUUUCGCGGCCUGCUGAGGCAGUGGUAGUGCAGAGCGGGACAGAGGAAACGGUGGAUGGACAAGAAUCGGGCGAGCAUCCGGAAGGUAAUGACGCUACUGCUUCGUUCGAGGAAUAUGACGAAGAGGCAGGGAACGAAAAGAAUGAUUGCUCAGUUUCAAUCCAUCGUUCGAGGAAGAAACACAGUUUUCGAGCAUUGAGUACCACAAUGUGCUGGUUACACGCCGUAUCACUAAUCAGUGUGAUUUUCUUCACAUGUGGUAGUGUUGCAGCUGUUGGGGGCAAUAAUUAUUGGUAUACGGAAGAGCAGCCUGUUGCGACCACCAAACCUUCUUUCCAUGUGAACGGAUACAACAUCUACGGAAGUCAGCCAGCCAACGGUGGUCUGCCAGCCACAACCUACACACAAGGUCACACAACCUACACAAGAGACACAAACUUCGGAGGUCAGUCAGCCAACGGAGGUUUGCCGGCCAACGGAGGUCUUCCAGCCAACGGAGGACUUCCAGCCAACGGAGGUCUGCCAGCCAACAGAGGGCAGCUGCCGUACGGAACUCCAACCCAUAUAGGUCAAACAAUCUACAGAAGUCAGCCAAAAUACGGAGGUCAGCAACGCUAUAACGUAAGACCACGACAGCCCGAAUACAAAUGCAUUGAGGGUAAUCUGCAGUACGACUGUGUGUUCUACGAUGUGCACAUUGACAUGCAAACGCAAGACGUAUACUUUGGCUUUGAGGAUAUGACACUAAACAACCAGAAGAAUGUUACCUUCAAAAACUCUACCAUGCGCAAACUGCCCGCUGCUUUACUCGCCUCCUUCCGCCAGGUUGAGCUGCUCAAUCUGAAUGACCUGCAGAUAGAGGAGAUCGAUACGAACGCGUUCGCUUACGCGCACACAAUUCAGAAGCUGUACAUGGGAUUCAAUGCGAUUCGAUAUUUGCCACCGUACGUGUUUCAGAACGUCCCACUGCUCACGGUGCUUGUGCUGGAACGGAACGAUUUAAUCAGCCUGCCACGCGGAAUCUUCCACAACACACCCAAGCUCAGCAUGCUGGCGAUGUCGAACAACAACCUGGAACGCAUCGAAGACGACACUUUCCAAGCGACUACAGAGCUUCAAAAUCUUCAACUGUCCAGCAACAGGCUUACGCAUGUUGACCUUGCUCUCAUUCCCAGUCUCUUCCACGUCAACGUCAGUUACAACCUGCUCUCAACGCUUGCCAUACCGAUCGCGGUCGAAGAACUAGACGCAUCGCACAAUACCAUCAACGUCGUACGCGGGCCCGUCAACGUGGAGUUGACCAUUUUGAAGCUGCAACACAACAACUUGACUGACACUGCCUGGCUGCUGAACUAUCCCGGACUGGUUGACGUGGAUCUUUCCUACAACCAGUUGGAGAAGAUAACUUACCAACACUUUGUCAAAAUGCAGCGCUUGGAGCGACUGUACGUCUCCAACAACCACCUUGUGGCGCUCAAUCUUUACGGUCAACCCAUCCCAACGCUCAAAGUGCUCGAUCUGUCGCACAAUCAUCUGCUGCACGUGGAACGUAACCAGCCGCAGUUUGAUAGGGUGGAGUACCUUUACCUUGACCACAACUCCAUCGUGACCCUUAAGCUUAGCACCAGUCAUACGCUAAAGAAUCUUACACUAUCGCAUAAUGACUGGGAUUGUAACAGUUUACGUGCACUUUUCAGAAACGUAGCCCAUUCUGCAGUACACGAUGCUGACCAGCACUGCAAGAUCGACUAUCAACUCGAGCAUGGUCUGUGUUGCAAAGAAAGUGACAAGCCGUACCUGGACCGGCUAUUACAGUACAUCGCCCUGACAAGCGUGGCGGAAAAGUUGCAGCGUGCACAAGGACGCUGCAGUGCCACAGAUGCCAUCAACAGCGUGCAAAGUCUGUCCCACUACAUCACACAGCAGGGUGAUGUGCCACUGCAGGGUAACGAACAGCUCGAGGCCGAAGUCAACGAGCUGAGGGCUGAGGUGCAGCAGCUUACCAACGAGCAGAUACAACAGGAGCAGCUGCUGCAGGGGCUACACGGCGAGAUUGAUACCAAUCUGCGACGGUUCCGCCUGCCCAAGGAUGGACUAGCACGCCCAAGCGAUAAUCUAAAUAAAGUGUUCACCCAUCUGAAAGAGCGGCACGCGUUUAAGUUGCGCGAAACGCAGGCACGCCGCACGGAGGCGGAUGCUAAGCAGAAGGAAACGGAGGACCUGGAACAGGAAAACAUUGCGCUCGAGAAGCAGUUGGAUAAUAAGAAGGCAAAGCAGGCUGAGUUGAGACAGGAGACGUCGCAGAAGCGCCAAAAAGUGAAGCAAUUAGAGGCCAAGAAGAACCGCAAUCCAGAUACGCGUCGCGUUACAAAGUAGUAUGCAGAGCACCUGUGUGUGUAUGAUUUUACUUGGUCCAAGCAUGUAACAGAAAUAUUUCGAAUGCCAUUUUUACAAAAUAAAAAGACAUAACUUUUCAGUUGCAAA
This is a messenger RNA of Anopheles gambiae (African malaria mosquito), 5467 nucleotides long. RefSeq lists its product as uncharacterized. The record is from RefSeq and is a predicted model, not a curated record. Gene Ontology annotation, molecular function: protein binding. Lineage: Eukaryota; Metazoa; Arthropoda; Insecta; Diptera; Culicidae. The coding region runs from base 29 to 5359 and encodes 1776 amino acids. The transcript has 5 exons.